This is a messenger RNA of Clupea harengus (Atlantic herring), 3253 nucleotides long. Its product is annotated as kelch repeat and BTB domain-containing protein 8. Gene Ontology annotation, molecular function: protein binding. The record is from RefSeq and is a predicted model, not a curated record. NCBI's taxonomy places the organism in Eukaryota, Metazoa, Chordata, Actinopteri, Clupeiformes, Clupeidae.
UCAUAGAAGAAGAUGAAGGAGGAGGAGAAGAAGAACAACAAGAAACAGCAACAACUGUUCUGUUGACAAUUCAAUCCACGGCUUUUUUUUUCCAGAAUCCUUGGUGCUGCAUCGAUAAGUCCGUUUGUGUUUUUCGUCGAUAUAUUUAACACGAGUGUAGCUAUAUUAGAGAAGGAAAGUGCCCAGUUAGGUAGCCAAUGACAGUGAGGAUGUGCAUUGUACAGUUCACAUCAAGGUAACAGCUAAGUUAGAUUGUCCUUAUUGGACAGAUGAGGAGCUAACCGCCAAGUUAGCUAGCUAAUUUGUUAUUCCUUAUGAACACUAUAAGUUUUGGAAUUAUAUGAGGAAGCGUGAUGAUCUGGACUCUUGAAUCACAGCACGGACAGGCCAGGGUGGGCGAGGCGUUCCAAGGAGGCAGAGAGGCCAGAUAUACGAAAGGCCAUUGCGGGACCCUGUCCAACUGAUCAAAGUUAAAGGAGUUCACGACUGUGAUUGUUGUAGUCUGUUCAGCCAGUUACAUCCAUUACACCUGCACUGUUCGUUGUCGGGAUUCUUCAAAUCACCCUUCUGAUUGUGAAGAUGAACUCUCUAAAGGGUGGCAGGGUCACCUGGCGGCCACAACCGUGGCAGGAUGCCGACAGUGGUGGAGGUGAGCCUCUCUCAGACAGUGACUCAGAAGAAGAAGAUUUUCCUGAUGACAGCACUACACCACUUGGAGACUAUGUCACACACGGCCUGAAGCAGUUACUUGAUGCCCAGCAGCUCUGUGAUGUCACUCUGCUUGUGGAAGGGAAAAGAUUCAUGUGUCACAGAGUUCUCCUAGCUGCAGUGAGCCCCUAUUUCCGAGCUAUGUUCACAAGCCCCCUGGUGGAGUCUCGCCUUACAGAAAUUAGACUGGAGGAAGUAACACCUGCGGUCAUGGACACGGUCAUCCAAUUUAUCUACACAGGGGAGGCUGGGCUUAGCCUGGACACAGCAGAGGACCUCUUUGUAGCAGCCAGUCGCCUUCAAGUCAUGCCCCUGCAGGACCUGUGUUCUAGGUUUCUGUUUGAGCACCUGUCUGUAGAGAACUGUCUGGGGAUGUACUCUCUGGCCCGCUCGCACCACGACCAGCUGCUCCUGCGUGCCUCUCUCCGGCUGGUUGCCCAGCAUUUCCCCCGCGUGUCGCGUCAGCGGGACUUCCUCUUGCUCGACCCCGGCACCCUGGGCAGCCUGCUGGAGUCGGACCGCCUGGGAGUGGAGUCGGAGACGGAGGUGUAUGACGCCGCGCGGCGCUGGGCUGAGCACCAGCCGGCCGAGCGCUACACCCACAUGGCUGCCCUGCUGCGGCACCUGCGGCCGGGCCUCCUGGCCCCGGAGGAAAGCCGGCGACUGAACCAGGAGCUGGGACCGCGUGCCGGCACUGAAGCCAUGGGAGGGCCCCUGAGGCCCCGCGAGGGCAUGUUCGAGAAGAAGAUUGUGUGCAUUGACCUGAAGCCACGGGAGGACGACACGCUGCGUAAGGACGACUUUACCGUGGACUGCUUCGACCCACGAACGGGCAAGUGGGAGAAGCUGGCGGCGCUCGGCUCUCUGCUGUGCCCCGGCUGCACCGCCAUCGAUGGCCGUCUGUUUGUGGCUGGGGGCAUACUGCGGACAGGCCAGGUGGCGGCGGAGGUGCACGAGUACGACGUGGUAGCCGACCGCUGGCUCACCCGCCCGCCGAUGGCCCAGCCCCGGUCCAUGCUGGGCCUGCUGGGUUGCGGCAACUCUCUGUACGCGCUGGGUGGCUGCAACCGCUUGGCGCUGCUGGACUCGUGCGAGACGCUGGACAUGACCACGCUGUGCUGGUCACCAGGGCCACAGCUGCCCAUGCCGCUGCGCUCAUUCGCUUGCGCUGCGCUCCGCGGGCGCCUCUACCUUCUUGGCGGCGCCACACUGGAGCAGAACCGCGCUGUGGUGCACGCUGGCGUGCUCAUCUACCACACGGCCACCGCGCUCUGGACCCGCGUGCCGCUCGAAUCCGGGGCCACCUGCUUGGCAGGAGGGGUGGCGGUGCGGGGAGGGGUAUGUGCAGUCGGCGGCUACAUGCGUGACACUGCAAAGUUCUUUGACGGUAACUACACCCAGCUGGAGCCACUGGAUGCCACUGGCCGGGUGCUGUUUUUCAGAGAGGGCCGUGGCUCUGGGGCUGAGCGCGAGGUGACCCCGGGGAUUGACCGCGGUGGGGGCAGCGACCGGGCGCCCAGUCCCGUGGUCUUCCCCGGACUGCCGCGGAGGAUCGCGGCGGGGGGCGUAGCGCGCUGGAAGCGGCGGAUCUACGUGCUCGGCGGCGAGAACGGCUCCCGUUUCUACGACAGCGUGUACUGCUGGAAGCCAGGCUGGCGCAGCUGGGUACAGAGACGCGAGAAGCUGCCGGGGGAAACGGGCGGAGUCAGCCAGUUCGGCUGCACCACCCUCAAGUUUCCCAAGAAACACAUCCUGGCCAGGCUGAGGGCCGUGCAGGAGAAUAAGGGGACUGAUCAUAAGGGAGAGGAAAGGGUGAGAGGCAGAAGGAGGAGGCGUAAUCAAGAAACGUAGUCAUUGCACAGCAGUACCUUCUAAAUGUCUGAUUCAUGCUUUGAAAUCGUUACAUUACACUACGCUUGAAUGAUGGGCUGCAGAAAAGCCCAGGAGCUUGACCUUUAAAAUGACCCACAGAGUAACCAAAAAUGUAUAAUUUUGAAUUACUAAUUAAAUUGAUUUUUUUUUUUUAGACAAAGAAUUUUUGCCUGGGUAACUAUGCUCAUAUUUGUGAGCGAAUUUUAUGGAUGACUUGUUAAAUAAUUUUUUGUUACAAAAAAGCUUACAUAAUGCUUACUGUUAAUGGCUUUUUGUCAGAAAAAAACACUAAACAACACUGUGUCUAGCACUUUGGCAGGCAAAUACAGUGCCUUGCCAAAUUAUUCAAACCCCUUUAAAAGUUAACAUUUUCCAGAUUACAAAAGGUACUUGCAUACUUAUUUUGCCUUUGGAAAUAAACUAGUACAUUAACGUUCAUAAUUAAAAUAAAGAUUUUGAAAAUAUGUGUAAGUGUCUUUUGUAAUCCAGAAAAUGUUCAUUACUUUCAGGGGGUUGAAUCCUUUUUCAAGGUACUGUACAAUUUUGUUAUUCCGUUCAAAUUAGUUUAAAAUCAUUGUGAUGGACCAGGCAAGUGUCAGUUUUUCUAAAUUAAUGUUGUUUAAUUUCAGAUUUGGAAAAUACCUGUGUAAUAAAUGCAUACUUUGCUUUAAAA